Molecule: messenger RNA, 728 nt
Organism: Panicum hallii
Lineage: Eukaryota; Viridiplantae; Streptophyta; Magnoliopsida; Poales; Poaceae
Exons: 6
Coding region: 3-728 (241 amino acids)
Source: RefSeq, a predicted model, not a curated record
UGAUGCAGAUUCAGCCGAGCACUGCUAAGCUGACCCCCAAGCGAAAACGGCUUUUGGAAGCUGUUGCCCCCCAAGCUCGUGCCAAAACGAGGAAAAUUCUGGUCAGAAAGGUCCGGAAAGAAGCCACACCGUCUUCUCCUGUUCCGUCAUCUCCAGUCGUCGCCCAGCCUGCCGUUGUAGAAGUCUCCAGCGGGGAGGAGCCCCCAUGCCAGAAAGGUUCAUCUUCAGAGGCGCCAGAGGACGUGAAUGCGCCUAUCAAGGUCCUGAUUGCUCUCCGUGAUCCGGGCGCAACAACCUUGGAGGAUCCUUCUGCGUCAGCUGUUGCCUCACCAAGCCUGCAGGCGCCGAUCGUGACUCCAUCCUCCGCUGGCCCCUGUUUGGAAAGACCCUCUACCGCUUCGGCCACUGCCAAUCCCCCUGCACGAGAGGCGGCCUCUGCUGCUAUCGUUCGUCCUUCGGCAAGGGUGCACCCCCGGGAGCCGAUCGUCCCUUCGUUGGCCAUCGCUACUUCCUUCUCAGGACAAAACCUAGAUCUUUCAGAACUCCUUGCGUUUGAUCCUGCCACGAUUGGGUCGACCAUAUUGGAAGCCGAUGGCUCUUCCUCGGGUCUGACCAGACCCGUCGAGGAGGAGCUAACCAACACCCAGGACUUCCAAGAGACUCGUGAGGACUCCGAAGACCAGCCAGAUUUGAUGAUAGGAUUCUUAGCAUGUGUGGAGACACUUUGA